UCAGCGUCUCGUCACGCCGCGCGAAUGCGGAAGUUGCUGUUUACUGUUGUGAGUUUGCCGAAAGAAGGCGGCAGCUGGAAGAAACAACUUCUAGCUCUCAAAGUUUUAAGGAACAAUGGAUCUGAAUCACGAGUCUGUUAAAAAGAUUCUUUCUAAGUACAAAUUUCACGAUGUUGCCAUUGAGGAAUUGCAGAAAAUUCACCUUAAUUACCCAGACAUGAAAACAGUCGCCGGCACUUACACAUUUACUGACAGUUCUCAGAAGGACCUGCUGAAGGUGCUGGGAAACAUCCCUGUCAGAUACCAAGGUUGUUUCUACAACUUGCCGAUCCAGUUGUGGCUGUUGGAUUCAUUCCCCUUCACGCCACCUAUCUGCUUUCUUCGCCCCACAGCCAACAUGGUGAUCAGGGAGGGCAAACAUGUGGAUGCCAAGGGCCGAAUCCACCUGCCUGCGCUACACAACUGGGACCAUCCCAAAUCAUCCGUGAUAGUGCUGCUGGAGGAGAUGAUUGCUAAGUUUGAAGAGGAUCCUCCUCUGGCCAUGAAGUCUACAGGAGAUGAAAAAGACCCUAAUGAGCUUCUUGCCAUCGUUUCACAUCUAAACAUCACCGAAGGUGGAAAUCAGCCUGAACCGAGUGUAAAUAAGGUCUCUGUGAUUGGAGGAGGAGACUUGGGGAUGGCUGCUGUGCUGAGUAUAAUGGCUAAAGGUUUUGUGGACAAACUGGUUUUAAUCGACAUACCAGAGUGUUCAACCAAAGCAGGCACCCUGGACUUGGAGAUAUUCAGCCUGCCAAAGGUGGAAGUCUCAAAAGAUCUGUCAGCCUCAGCCGGUUCUAAGGUGGUGGUGGUUACGGCAAAUGCUUGGAAUAAUGAGCAGUCGUUUGUGAGUGUGGUGCAGACUAAUGUGGAUCUGUAUGGAAAGAUCAUCCCGAGCCUGGCUCGCCUCAGUCCCAGUGCAGUGCUGCUCAUCGCCUCUCAGCCUGUGGAGAUAAUGACCCAUGUGGCAUGGAGACAGAGUUGCCUGUCACCUACGCAUGUGAUUGGUGUAGGCUGUAACCUGGAGUCCGAGAGACUCUCUUACAUCCUCAACAUUGCAUUACUGGCUAACAGCACGAGCAAAAAAGCCUGGGUCAUAGGAGAGCUAUCUGACAAUAAGGUCGCUGUCUGGGCUAAUGUAGGAGGGGACAAGCACCAAGUGUUAGUCCCAGUGUCCAACUCCACAAGACCACUGAUAGACAGGGCGUUUGAGAUGUUGAAGGGGAGAGGUCAGAGGUCAUGGUCAGUGGGGCUGUCCAUCGCUGACAUCACACACUCCAUUCUUACAGACCAGAGAAAAACACACUCCAUCACUACUCUGGCUCAGGGAUGGGGAGGUGUCGGCUCUGAGGUGUUCCUCAGUUUGCCCUGUGUGUUAGGAGUGAACGGAUCCACCCGUCUGGCAGGAGUGGCCCUCAGGUCAGAAGAUGACGCCAAGUUGAAGGCGAGCGUCUCGUCUCUGAGCAACCUCAUCACGCAACUGAAGAUUUAGCUCCAAAACCCUCUCAGAUCCCAGCAAAGACUUUCAAAGCCAGCAGCAGCAUCGUAACAGUAACAGCAAAUCCAGUUGCAAAACAAACCGCAUCCAGAUCUCCACUUGCUCGCAGUUCCCUCAAGGCUGUGUUACAUUCUCAGGCUGCAUGGUGCCUUUUGACAAAUGUUUCGCUUCAAGAAACACCCAAGUACAUAGAAGGUAAGAUUCAGAAUGCAGGUGAUGACAGGGACAUGCCCACAUUUCUUUUAUCCAUCUUCCUAUCAGAAGUAACUAACAUGAACAACCUUCAUGUGUGCGCUUUAUUAAAGGUUCAUAUGGAGAGGAGUUUUAAACAACAAUCGCAAUAACACUCAGAAGAUAUCUCGAUACACUGUUACUGUACUUUGCACUUCCAUGUUUGCUUGUAUGUUUUCUUACUGAUAAUGAAGUGAUUUAUUUUUGGAACUGAUUAUGUCAGAAAGUGAAGUUAUAGCUCAAGCACAAUAUUCUGACCCAUAUUACUGUGAUUUAAUUAUACCAAAGCACUCUGAACCAAUGAAAUGCCUUUUUCUGUUUUUCAUGUACAUGUAUAAUCUUGUUUACUUAACUCAGGUGUGUAAAGACUGUAUUUAAAGUGAGCGGGGAUAGGGUAAAUAUUUGUUUUUGAAAUUCUGACUAAGACUGCACUGUGUCGCACUUUUCCAAGAGUUGAAGUGUGAUCUUGUGUGAUGUAAUGCAUUGAACGAGCCUGCAGUUCUGCUUUAGGGCGAUCACACGCUGCACUACUACUAAAGAUCCGACAAAGCAGUAAUAUAAAUAUCUAAUAAAUGCUCUAACUGUAAA
This is a messenger RNA of Ictalurus punctatus (channel catfish), 2353 nucleotides long. RefSeq names its product UEV and lactate/malate dehyrogenase domains (gene uevld). Gene Ontology annotation, biological process: protein modification process; carboxylic acid metabolic process; protein transport. The coding region runs from base 116 to 1528 and encodes 470 amino acids. Lineage: Eukaryota; Metazoa; Chordata; Actinopteri; Siluriformes; Ictaluridae. The record is from RefSeq and is a predicted model, not a curated record. Gene Ontology annotation, molecular function: oxidoreductase activity, acting on the CH-OH group of donors, NAD or NADP as acceptor. The transcript has 12 exons.